GCAUUUCCCUCCCCCCCCCUCCGGGCUACGGGAAGCCACAGAGCACAGUAGGAAGCAGCUGGGCUCCCGCAGCUCAGGGUUAGCGGCUUGCAGGCAUGCUGCGGCCCAAGGCUCUGACCCAGGUGUUAAGCCAAGCCAACACCGGAGGAGUCCAGAGUACCCUGCUUCUGAACAACGAGGGAUCGCUGCUGGCUUACUCAGGUUAUGGGGACACGGAUGCCCGGGUCACCGCGGCCAUCGCCAGUAACAUCUGGGCCGCGUACGACCGGAACGGGAACCAGGCAUUUAAUGAAGACAAUCUCAAAUUCAUCCUCAUGGACUGCAUGGAGGGCCGCGUAGCCAUCACGCGAGUGGCCAACCUUCUGCUGUGUAUGUAUGCCAAGGAGACUGUGGGCUUUGGAAUGCUCAAGGCCAAGGCGCUGGCCUUGGUGCAGUACCUGGAGGAACCCCUCACCCAGGUUGCAGCAUCCUAAUGGUGUUGGUGGAAGCUGGCAUCGGAAAAGAGAUCUUUCGGAGGGGCAGCGACCUGGAAAACCUUGCUGGGCCAAGUGCUAGAGUGCGGGACUUCGCUUUUUCCUAAAUAAAUUUCAACUCCUUGUG
Molecule: messenger RNA, 600 nt
Organism: Jaculus jaculus (lesser Egyptian jerboa)
Lineage: Eukaryota; Metazoa; Chordata; Mammalia; Rodentia; Dipodidae
Gene: Lamtor2
Product: late endosomal/lysosomal adaptor, MAPK and MTOR activator 2
Exons: 4
Coding region: 96-473 (125 amino acids)
Biological process (GO): cellular response to amino acid stimulus; positive regulation of TOR signaling
Cellular component (GO): Ragulator complex
Molecular function (GO): molecular adaptor activity; guanyl-nucleotide exchange factor activity
Source: RefSeq, a predicted model, not a curated record